GGGUAAAGUAACAAAAAUCAUUUGAUAGAUUUAGUGUGAAACUUGAAGUGGUGUUAUUAAUUUGUGCGAUAUGACAGUUGGUACAUAUCUGUUGGUUUUUGGAUUUUUGAUUUGGUUGUAUUUUAUAUGGACGCGGCGAAGAUUUUAUAUGUUUGCUUUGAAGUUUCCCGGUCCUUGGGGAUUGCCAUUUGUUGGUAUUCUACAUAAAUUGGUUCCACAGAAAGAUGUUCUUUAUAGAUUGCCAAAAAUUGCAACCAACUACAAUUCAAAAUCAGCUUUCACAUGGAUUGGAACGGUUCCAUAUUUCUACACAUACGAUCCAAAUAUUAUCGAAAAGAUUCUUUCUUCUCGAAAUUGUACCGACAAAACCAGUGCUUUUGAGAUUUUGGAUAGAGAAAUUGGUCAAGGACUCCUCUCUAGUAAAACCCAACGUUGGACUAAACAUCGGAAGCUCUUAGGACCAACAUUUCAUCAUAAGGUCUUGCUAAAAUUCUUUCCAAUAUUUAAUAGUAAAUCAAAAGAAUUAUUAGAAAAGUUUAAUAGUUUUGUUGGUGGGGGAGAAUUCGAUUUGAAUGACUUGUUUCAAAGAUUCACAAUACAAACAGCAAUAGCUACAACCUUGGAUUUUGACAUAAGUGAAAAGAAUGAGAGGGAUGCAGAGUACAUUUCACAUGUACAAAACCAUUUAAGGAUUAGCAUUGAUCGCUCAUUGGCACCUUGGAGAAAGAUAAAUGCAAUUUUUUACUUCAAUAAAUUUUACAACUCAUAUGUUGCAUCAAGAAAAUAUAUUUACAGCUUUAUAACAGAUCUCAUUAAUGAAAAAUUCAAAAAAAUGGAAAGCCUUUAUUUGAACGAUUCGACUGAAGAUAAAGUGGACAUAACAAAAUCUCGAAAAAUAUUCAUCGACCAAGCUGUAGAACUUUAUCGGACAAAUUUAUUUUCAUGGAAGGAUGUUUUCAUUGAGUCAAAUGUAUUAGUUCUAGCUGCUUUCGAAACAUCAGCAUCUUCACUCUACACUGUAUUGAUGCUUCUUGCAAUGCACCCACAAUACCAGGAGAAACUUUACGAAGAACUAAAAUUAGUUUUUCCUGAUGGAACUGAUGAUGUUAACUUUGAGGAUCUGCAACAGCUUGUCUAUCUUGACAUGAUUAUCAAUGAGACUUUAAGAGUUGCAGCAACUAUUCCUCUAUUAGGACGUGAUGCUAACGGAGGCGAUGUUAAAAUAUCAGAAAACCUUUCGAUUCCACAGGGAACGUCAAUUUUAAUUGAUAUAUUCAAUCUACAUCGAGAUGAGGAUGUAUGGGGACCACAUGCAAAGGAAUUCAAUCCUGAUAACUUUUUGCCACAGAAUUUAGAUGGAAAGCAUGCUUAUGGGUUUAUACCAUUCUCUAAAGGGCCCAGAAAUUGUAUAGGCUGGCGCUAUGCGGAAAUGUUCCUCAAGGUUAUUCUAAGUAAAAUCAUAAGAAACUUCAAAGUGACGACUACAUCAAAGUUUGAGGACAUACGCUUUACGAUGAAUAUGUCUUUGAGAUGUGAGGUUAUGCCUCAAAUUGAAGUUCAUCGUCGGUGUGAUGUUAAUUCCAGAGAGUAAUUAUUUAUUUUUUAUUAUUAAUGUUGAAUACAAAGUAUGUAUAUGUAAAAACAUUUUAGGAUAAUCUAGUGGUAAUUAUUAUACUUAUACCUACAUAUAAAUACGAUUUAAGAUAUAUAUUAGAAUAAAUU
Molecule: messenger RNA, 1722 nt
Organism: Episyrphus balteatus (marmalade hoverfly)
Lineage: Eukaryota; Metazoa; Arthropoda; Insecta; Diptera; Syrphidae
Product: probable cytochrome P450 313a4
Exons: 8
Coding region: 71-1591 (506 amino acids)
Molecular function (GO): heme binding; oxidoreductase activity, acting on paired donors, with incorporation or reduction of molecular oxygen; iron ion binding
Source: RefSeq, a predicted model, not a curated record